GGAGGUCCAAUCACCAGACGCAUUCCACGCUGCGAUACUGCGCCGCCUCUGGAGCUUCUGCUCGUGGCUUCCGGAGACAAAUCGGAGCAGAUGCGUUGGACCAGAAGCCCGUCGUCAGCAGCUCACUGCAGAAGGCGCUACUAAGAUGCUCUUCGUCAGCUGAGUUCGAGAGUGUCCGAGUGCCCAGAUUCCUCCUCCCGCCAUGAAGUCUGAUACGCUGGCAAACGCUCACAAAUCAGGAGAUGGACAAACCUCCAAGGUGAAGACCGCCAGCAAGCCCGGAGAGCGGAGCACGGCGGCAAAGCCAAAGACUACGUCAACCGGGGCGCCCGUUUUGAACGGCACCACCGGAACCGUGGGGGCCAGGCGGGGUGUUGUCGGUCGAGCUCGCUCCCACGGGGUGAAAGAGACGGAGAAGAAGGCCAAUACUGGGACCAGACCUAAGACCUCCCCUCCCAGCUACACGUCCAGAGCGCCAAGGGACUCCGCGCAGCACGCCGCCUCGUCCACAUCGGGCGGCGCCUCGCCAGAAAAUGGCGGCGGUGCCGGAAGCCCUCGAAACGGCACUCUCUCCAUUCCAGGAGCAAAGCCCAAACAGCAGGCCAAGCCGCUGAACAAACCAGCACUGACCAAAUCGGAUUUCACAAAGCAGACCAACAGCAGUCCUGCCAGCAGGUCCAGGGGGAAAGAAGGGAUCAAGUUAAAGUCUGGAGCAGUAGAGGGCGCUGUGCCAGGAGCAACGAGAGCAAGAGGAGACACCAAAGUCAAAGCAGCCCAAGACAACCACGUCGCCAAGCAUGCAGCUCCUGGGAAAAAGCAGACUUUGCCCAGGAAAGAAUUAGACGGCUUGAAAUCAUCCGUACCGACCAAACCGUACGGGGAAAGUGCCAAAAAGGUCUUAACCGGAACCUCGGCUAAAUCCUCUUCUAAACCAACCAAAGUGUCAACACCGCCUCCUAAGCAACCCUCAAACAAGUCUGCACCAAAGCUUAAAAGUACCACUGAAUCUGAGAGCGCGUCGCCAAAAUCAGGAGCAACCGUUAGAAGUGCUAAAGGGCUGGAGCCUAAGGAAAAUGGUAAGAGUUUAGACUGUAAAGCUGAACAAGACAAGAGUGGAAGUGCAGGACUGGUUAGCUCUGAGGAUUUGGCAGCACCACCGCCAAGCCAAGACCAAGAUUCGCUCAGCUUCCAUCUGGACUCCUGGACUUGCGGUGUCCAGGAGACUGAAAAACAGUCCACAAACGGAGCAGGAGAGCCUAGUCCUGCGUCGCAAGCAGUCCAAUCCGUUACUGUGGUUAAAAGGUCCGAAGGCCUCACGGGCGUUCGAUCUCCGAGUACCCCCGUAUACGCCCCCUGCAGCGUAGGGAGCACUGGCACGCCUUUGGAGGAGUCCUGGAGCGGCAUACGGCCGCAGGUCAGCCCCACGUCCGAGACGGGUAGCACGCAUUCCACCUCCUCGGACGACAUCAAGCCCCGCUCAGAGGACUACGACGCGGGCGGCUCGCAGGACGAUGACUGCUACAACGAACGAGGGGUGUCCAAGUGCGGCACCAUGCGCUGCCGCGAUUUCCUGGGGCGCAGCAGCAGCGACACGAGCACGCCCGAGGAGCUCAAGAUGUACGAGGGCGGCGCGGGGCUGAGAGUGGAGGACCGGUUGCGCGGGCGGGAGGCGGAGACCAACAGCGAGGAGGAGGGAGCGAGGCGACGUCCCCGGUCGUGGUUGAAAAGGGAGGAGCGUCCCGGGGCCGCCGCGACAGCAAGCCGCGUUCCCGAGCAACAGAUGUCCGAGGAGGACAAUGACGACGAAGAAGAGACUGAGGAGGAGCGGUCCGAAGUGGAGGUGGUCCCCAGUCAGGGUCUGACCGAGCCCUUGCCGCCGUUUCAAGGGAUCGUCAACCUGGCGUUCGACGACGACGCCGCCGCGGACCAGGAAGACGAGCAGCCAGACUUUCAGUCCGCUUCCAACUUCCGCCGUUCCGUUUUGCUCUCCGUCGACGAGUGCGAGGAGCUGGGCUCGGAGGAAGGCGCCCAGAGCCCUCAAGACCCCGACGACGCGGCCACUCCAUGUGACGUUUUUGAGUCGGACUCCGUCACUCCGCAAUCUCAGUGCGCCCCUACCCGCUCCCCCGAUCCGUGCGAACAUUCAGGUACCGAGCACCAUCAGCGAGGGGAGAUACGGCAAGAAAAGCCCACCGAGUUCCUGACGGAGAUUCAGAAACCGUCUCAGGAAAGCCAAGGGGAAGGGGCCAGGACCUGCUCCACCGCACCGAGCACCGAUGCCGCCAGAGACCCCCCGCCUCAGGAGCGGCCAUGUCACCUGGACCUGCGGCAACCGUACGCCAACGGAACCAAGAACGCCGACUUACACCUAGACUUAAAUGAGCCACACUUGACGGGGGACCCUCCCGUACAUGCUGCACAGUCACCAGCAGGCGACAUUGCUUGUGACAGAUUGGAUCUAGGCGGCGGCAAACGCGAGCGGACGCCGUCCAACAAAGCCCUGUCCCCCAUUUACGAGACGGACGCGGGCGACGCGUUAGCGCGCCGCACAGGCAAGGACAGAACAGGACAAGGAAACACUGAGGACAAACGAAGCGAGUUUGCCGAGCGGGACUGGAGCCUGCUGAGGCAGCUCCUCUCGGACCAGGAGUCCAAUCUGGGCGUGAUCAACCCGGUGCCCGAGGAGCUCAACCUGGCGCAGUACCUCAUCAAGCAGACGCUGUCCCUGUCCAGGGACUGUCUGGACGCCGGGGCCUUCCUGUCCCCGGAGAGGGAGACCUUCAAGCGCUGGGCGGAACUCAUCUCGCCGAUGGAGGACUCGUCCACCAGCAUCACGGUGACCAGCUUCUCUCCGGAAGACGCCGCCUCGCCGCAAGGGGAGUGGACCAUCGUGGAGCUGGAAACACACCACUGACCUGCCACACGUCAAAACCAUAUUACUUAGUGGUCCUAAUUUAUUCCGAUACAUGAAUUAUUUAUUUUUUAACCCUCAGUGGUUUAUUAUGCGUGUUGGUAUUUAUUUAUUUAUUUUUUAUGUUGCUUCCAUGCAAAAAAAAAAAAAAAAUGGGGGGAAAAUAAAUCUCUCAUGCCAGUCUUUCUAAUGCAGGUAGUAGUCCCCGACGGCCGGGCCAUGGAACAUUUGGUAUGGGGCAUGAACAAAAGUGAUUUUAUUGAUCAUCGGAGGCAGGUUUAUCCACCUGUACGCAAACAACAUUGCAUUUUUUGGAAUAUUACCAAAAUAAAGAUGUUUAUGUCGUGCUGAAAUGAUUUGGUCAAGGCACAUGCACAUAAUUAAAAUAAAUAAAUAAACACCAAUUUAAAAAAAAAAAGUGAAAUAGAAACAGUUUUACACUUCAUGGAAAAGUGCAUUUUCCUCACAACAGACUAAUAAACUGGUAGCUUUUGCGGGAAAUUACAGUUAAAAUCGGUGUAUUCAAGUUUAAGAGACUUCUAAUUUAUUUUAACCCCCAAAGUACACGAAUGUGCACAAGUCAAGUGAGUGUCUUAGCUUGUAGCUAGUUGGAACAAAACAUUUUGUUCCAACUAGCUACGAAAAAAAAAAAAUAAGAUCCUAACAGUUGAACACAGGUUGGAGCAAAGCAUGUUUAUAGAGCAAGUUUUCAUACACGAGGUAACAAUGUGCUUUACAUGAGUCGUGGAUUUUUUUUAGUUUUAUUUUACAAAUAUAAAGAUGUUUGUCUCCGUAGAGUUGAAAAUGCAAUUCAUUACAAAAUAAAAAGGCUUUCUUUUUUAACAGAUGGACAGAACAGUGGAAGUCCAAAAUACUAAUAGCGACUUUCGGUUGUGCUUAACAAAUUAAAAGCUUUACAUGCAGGUUGAAAAAGGCCACGUAUUUACACACAAAGAAGGUUUGCGGGAAAGUAUAGCAAAAGUUGUAUUAAAAAUAUAAACGACUUUCUUGGCAUGUCAAUGAUCUUUUCAUAAUUUAAACCUCGGAAUUUAACGAGUGAAGUGGGCGCCCUUCGAGCUGCCGGAAACUCCAGCAACGUUUUCCGGUCUUAACAAAUUAAAAGUCGAUUAACGACUUCUCAAUUCCACACAACUGGCUGAAAAGACCUUAUAGCUGUCACCGUUAAAGACGGGUGUAGUAAGUACAAACUGCACUUUUGACGCGUUCCAACAGCUUCAGCUUUUAGUUCAUUUAAACUCCCAAAAGUAGACAAGCAUAGCGAUUGAGCCUCAGUAGCUAACUAUCAGCGAGCUAGCUGGCUGACACUCGGUCGACAAGAUUAAAAAAGAAAAAGAAAAGAAACAUUUUAAAGAAAUUAACAAAUAAGUAAUUGUUGUGUAUUCUGUAUGUUUCCCCGAAAAAAUAAUCCCUUGCCAUCUCUUCUGGAGAUGGCGGCUGACGCGGAAACGAGGUGGACGACAACCAUCAUCAUCAGCGCCUCGCUGCAGAGCCAUGAAACUAUCAGGAUGCUCCGAGCUCAACAGCACAGAAUCCGACUGUCAGACAGCGUGGAGUGUGGA
Molecule: messenger RNA, 4491 nt
Organism: Phycodurus eques (leafy seadragon)
Lineage: Eukaryota; Metazoa; Chordata; Actinopteri; Syngnathiformes; Syngnathidae
Gene: btbd8
Product: BTB domain containing 8
Source: RefSeq, a predicted model, not a curated record